This is a messenger RNA of Pleurotus ostreatus (oyster mushroom), 1836 nucleotides long. RefSeq lists its product as uncharacterized. Lineage: Eukaryota; Fungi; Basidiomycota; Agaricomycetes; Agaricales; Pleurotaceae. The transcript is spliced from 14 exons. The record is from RefSeq and is a predicted model, not a curated record. The coding region runs from base 1 to 1836 and encodes 611 amino acids. Gene Ontology annotation, molecular function: flavin adenine dinucleotide binding; oxidoreductase activity, acting on CH-OH group of donors.
AUGCUCCCCACGCGCACCCCAUCCCUCUCCCUCUCCCUCUUUGCGCUCGUCCUCGCCGCGCUCGGGCUCGCGCUCGCACAGACGGCCCUCGGCGCGGUGUUCACGGACCCGGCGCACGUACGCGGCAGGCAGUAUGAUUUCAUCGUCGUCGGAGCGGGCACUGCGGGGAACGUCGUCGCCGCGCGUCUCGCGGAGAACGCGCGCCACAGGGUGUUGGUCAUCGAAGCAGGGCGGAGCAACGAAGGCUUCGACUCCGACCUCAUCACGAUCCCGUUCUUCGGGCCCACCGCGUCGCCUGCGACGACGUUCGACUGGAACUACACGACGACGCCGCAGAGCGCGCUGAACGACCAGCGCAUUGCGUACCCGCGCGGAUACGUCCUUGGGGGCAGCAGUUCUAUCAACUACAUGGUGUACACGCGCUGUGCGUCCGACGACUACGAUCGCUUUGCGAAGAUUGCGGGCGACGACGGGUGGGCGUGGAGCAAGAUCCUGCCAUAUGCUUACAAGAACGAGAAACACGUCCCGCCCAACGACGGGCACGACGAGACCGGGGAGUUCGUCCCCGAUCUGCACGGCUUCCAUGGGCCUCUGCUUACCAGCUUGCCGGGUUUCCUGACCGACAUCGAUGACCGCAUCCUGGCCACCACGCGCGAGCUCAAGGAGUUCCCCUUCAACCCCGACUACAACUCCGGAAACCCGCUCGGAAUAUCGUGGAUGCACUCGACUAUCGGCGGCGCGCUCCGCAGCAGCUCGGCGACGGCGUAUCUCGCGCCGGCGCUGCGGAGGCGCGGGAACCUCGACCUGCUGUACAACGCCCAGGUUACCAGGCUUCUGCGCACAGGUAACAGCGGAGGGCUGCCCGUAUUCCGCGGCGUCGAGUUUGCUAGCAACUCUUCAGCCCCCCGGUUCAACCUCACGGCGUCCAAGGAGGUCGUCUUGAGUGCUGGGGCUGUCGGUACCCCGCAGAUCCUCAUGCUUUCCGGCAUCGGCGACGCUGCCGAGCUGCGCCAGGUGGGGAUCACGCCCGUUGUCGACCUCCCGGAAGUCGGGAAGAACCUCCAGGACCAUCCCCUCGUACCUAUCCAGUGGACGGUGAAUAGCAACAGGACUAUGGACGCGCUGCUGCGCGGGGACCCUGUUGCGCUCGAUGAGGGGAUGGAGCUGUACAAUACGAAUCGGUCUGGCCGUCUCGCGGCGAAUGGUGUGUCGAACCAUAUGUCGUUCUUCCGCCUCCCAAAGAACUCCCCCGUCCUGCGCAAGUACGGCGACCCAUCCCCAGGGCCCCGGUCCCCCCACUACGAGCUCGCCUUCGGAAACGGGUUCUUCACCACUUCGCAGCCGAUUCCGUCGGCGGGGUCGUACCUCUCUAUCAUCAACGUCGUCGUCUCUCCUACUUCUCGUGGGUCGAUCGUCCUGAACUCCUCCGACCCCUUCGCGCACCCCAUCAUCGACCCCAAGCUCCUCACGAGCGACUUCGACAUGGCCACCAUGGUCGAGUCCAUCAAGGCCGCCCAACGACUGACUGGCGCACACGCGUGGGACGGGUACAUCACGGGUGUCUACGCCGACGCCGCCAACACCACGACCGACGCCGGCAUCGUCGAGUACGUCCGCCAGUGGGGAACGACGAUCAAGCACCCGUUCUCCACCGCUGCUGCCAACAAAGACCCCAGGAAGGGCGUCGUCGAUGGGAAGCUCCUCCUGAAGAAGGCGAGGGGCGUGAGGGUUGUGGACGCUUCUGUUUUCCCGUUCAUCCCCGCAGGACAUCCCCAAGCACCUGUUUACAUCGUCGCUGAGAGGGCUGCGGAUGUCAUCAAAGCCGCCUGGCAUUAG